CGGAUAAUAUGUGGAAUACGCCAUUUUUCUGUGCGAGUGCUGUGGUUGUGAUUGUGCAUUACUGCGUUACUUAAAAAAUAAUUAUGUCGACCUCAAGUGCCGCUAAUUCUGACUAUAUAUAUGAUUCAGCCGCCAUUGUUUUGAACUUAGAUCAAAGCCAAGAUGGGGAAGAUAGAAUAUAUACAUUGAUUGGUGAAACGACUGAUUCGAUGGCAGUAGCCGCCAGCGACGAUGAUGUCGCCGGCUAUUUAAGAGGAUGGGGUUUGGCCAAUUACAUCGAAACAUUCAGAACAAACGAUGUUACCCUGCACAGCCUUCCAUUUCUCAAAGAUGAUAUGGUGAGAGAGCUUAUUCCCUCUAUAGGGCACAGAGCUCAGUUUCUGUCCCACUGGGAGAAAUGGAAGGCGUCAAUGCAUAGUGCUCCUACAUAUUUACCAAUACCGAAUAUGGAACCAUCCAAAAGUAUGGAAAACACUGAUGCAACUGAAAACCAUGUAACGUCUGAACGCACCUCGGAACUCAUGCAUCACGACUCUUCUCAUCAAGACACGAGAAAUGCCCUCCUCAAAUUAUUGAACGAAACAAAUGAUGGUAAAGCAUUGCUAGCCGAGGAAACGACUAGGGGCUGUCUCUCCUCAAAGGGGCGAUCCACUUUGUGCAAGCUUAUUAUAAGAAGAGAACUGCAAGGUGACCCUACGAAAAGAAUAUCGGGGGACAGACUUCUGGCCAUUUCUUUCGAAAUUAAAGAAGUUUUUAGAAGGGAGCAUGCCUCGACAUACUACAUCCCUUACCAAUCCUAUGGUGUUGGACUAAAAUCGUCUGCAAAGGGGAAAUUGAUCAAUUGCCUUGACAACCUGAGGAGAGAGUAUCGGAAGUCAGGACUGAUAGCCAAGUCUUCGAGAUACUCUACCCCCUCACCAUCGAGGACUGAAUCCCCGGUAUGCCUCUCUAGUGCAAGGCAGUUACGAGAUAGAUUAGCAGGGCUACCUGAGGAAGAUGCAGAUGAACAGAUUUUGUGGCUGCAGAACUCAUCAGAUCCAUGGCAGAUGGUGGAGGUGUUCUGGAGUCUCACCACAAAGGCCAGACUUCAGAGUCUGUCUUCAGAGGAGAUGACAAUCACUGAGUAUUUCAGUAAAUUUCCAUGCUUACAUAAGCCUUCAGGAUACCUUUUGUUGCUGACUGACUUUAGUAACAUAUUCCCUGAUCAUACAGAGGCACUGAAUAAGACAUUUCCCCUGACAAGGGAAAGGUUGUUAAAUACAAUCAAGAAGAGGAUAGACUCAUCCUCAGUGCCCGACAUGAAAGCCAAUUUGAAGGAGCUACUGAAGCUUGCAGAAGGUGGGGAAGAACAUUGCAACAUAGCGCUCUUUCUAUCUAUAGCGUAUCUUCUAAAUUUGAGUAGCGUAAGGAGGAGCAAAAAAAGUACAACCUGGAGGCCAUCUCGCUUAGAAUCAAUGGAGGGUUUUAUAACACACGUUAGAUCUGCUGCAGAAGUGGAGGAAACAAUAAAUAGGAGACGAGAUAAAAUGGCAGGUUUGAAGUUACAUUUGCAGCCUUUCAUUAUAAUUGUGGGCCAAACAUUAUCAGAUAUUAGCUCUUACUAUAUCAUUGUAGACAAAACAUUGUAUAAAGUAGAAAACAUUUUGAGUGCAGUGGAUGCAUGUUUUAAAAUAAUCCACGUUCUGAAUGCUGAAUACCCAACGGAAUCUAAACCUAUUUGGAUGUUUAUUCAAUUAUGUUUCUUUGAAAUGUCUACAAAAUAUGAUCAAACAUACACAACUGUCAGUACCCUACUAUCGGAGUUAGAAGUAAGGGAACAGGAACGCGAUAAAUAAUGCCCACAUGUUUCAUUUGUUCUUUAACUUGUCCAAGUGUGAGGUCUCUAUUCAUACAUUUUAGCUAUAUUCAUCAAAGGGAAUCUUUCCAUCAAUACAUCUGUAUUGAAGGUGGGUGUGAUAGAAAAUUUGAUAGCAAGCAGUCCUACAGUAGACAUUUCCGUUUGUCUCAUUCGCAAUCACAAAUAGCUCUGUCACAGCCGGUGGCUCAGUCUUCGUCAUCUUUUGAAACCACGUGUACAGAAAAUGUUGCAGAAUUAGCUGAUAGUAAGAUUAUGAAGGUUGAAUCUAAAAGUCUUGCGACAAAAGCUGGAGUCGGGGAAAAAGAGUUUCCUCUUUUCAUUGCAUCUCUGUAUGCAAAUCCACGUCUACCCAGAAACUGCAUCAACAGUGUGGUUCAUGGAUUUACUUCGCAUAUAUCAGGCGGAGUCUCACAUAUGGUAGGACAGUGCUUAUCUGAAUUGAAUGAUACCGGUUUGAUAACAUGUAACAAUAUAGGUUCAGUGUGUGAAGUUGUAUCACAUAAGCUGGAGUCAUCUUUUAAAAGUUUUGAUUCUGAAUAUAAGAGAAUGCAAUACUUUGAACAAGUCACGAAAACGUUCGUGAAACCUUCACAAAUAGUAAUAGGUCAACGAAUGAAUGAUACCAGAAACAAUGAUAGUAGAGUUUUGGAGCCAGUCACUUGCACAGAACAAAUAAUUCCUUUGCACAGUGUAUUACAAAAAUUCUUUUCAAUACCAGGUGUUUUCGAAGACACCAUGGAGUACAUGGUUGCUUUACAAAAUGAUAUUGGAAGUGGCAUAAUACAAAAUUUUAUUCAAGCAUCUUUCU
Molecule: messenger RNA, 2666 nt
Organism: Phaedon cochleariae (mustard beetle)
Lineage: Eukaryota; Metazoa; Arthropoda; Insecta; Coleoptera; Chrysomelidae
Source: the annotation of a GenBank genome assembly